Molecule: messenger RNA, 782 nt
Organism: Aquila chrysaetos chrysaetos
Lineage: Eukaryota; Metazoa; Chordata; Aves; Accipitriformes; Accipitridae
Gene: PAM16
Product: presequence translocase associated motor 16
Exons: 6
Coding region: 118-498 (126 amino acids)
Biological process (GO): protein import into mitochondrial matrix
Cellular component (GO): TIM23 mitochondrial import inner membrane translocase complex
Source: RefSeq, a predicted model, not a curated record
GGCGCUGUAACCACCGGGAGCGGGGCGCUCCGCCCCGCGCCGUCGCCGUCUCGGUGACCGCCGCGACCUUCGCUCCCUGACCCCGUGACCGCCGGGGGCGGAAGCGGCGGCGGGGACAUGGCCAAGUACCUGGCGCAGAUCAUUCUGGUGGGGGCCCAGGUGGUCGGACGGGCCUUCAUGCGGGCGCUGCGCCAGGAGUUCGCAGCGAGCCGAGCGGCGGCAGACGCGCGAGGGCGCUCGGAGAGGCCCCAGUCCGCCGCUGCCUCCAGGAUCAUUGGCAUCAGCCUCCAGGAAGCUCAGCAGAUCCUCAACGUUUCAAACCUCAACCCGGAGGAGAUCCAGAAGAACUACGACCACUUGUUCAAGGUGAAUGACAAGUCGGUGGGAGGCUCCUUCUACCUGCAGUCCAAGGUGGUGAGAGCCAAGGAGCGUCUGGACGAGGAGCUCCGCAUCCAGGCCAAGGACGAGAAAGAGAAGGGGUGGAAAGCCGAGACGUGACUCCUGCCACCCCUGCACCCCGUUUCCCUCACCCUUAACUUAUAGAUCCUGGCAGGGCUUCACCGGCACCAGGGCUGCCCGACCGGGAGCAUGGGGACCCGCCGGGGCGUGGGGCAGAGCCAGCUGUGUCCCCGAGAUCGCACCCGUCACCUCCGGCACCCCUCUGUCCCCACCGAGGGCUCCCUGCUGCCAUCGCCACUGUCGUGGACUGAAACAGGAACUUACUUCAACUUCACUUUAUUGUUUUCUUAAUAAACUUCCUCUCUCCUGGAGGAAUAUAGUGU